Molecule: messenger RNA, 1981 nt
Organism: Hypoxylon fragiforme
Lineage: Eukaryota; Fungi; Ascomycota; Sordariomycetes; Xylariales; Hypoxylaceae
Product: kinase-like domain-containing protein
Exons: 4
Coding region: 668-1735 (355 amino acids)
Biological process (GO): protein phosphorylation; intracellular signal transduction
Cellular component (GO): nucleus; cytoplasm
Molecular function (GO): ATP binding; MAP kinase activity
Source: RefSeq, a predicted model, not a curated record
UCAAGGCCGAAACUGUUAUUGCCUUCUGUACCUCUUCUUGAUACAUUUUACCUCACUUUCCACCGUACCUGGUUGUCAUAUCUCAUCCGUCCUGAUUUCCUUGCAUUGCCGUCACUUGAAGUUGUCGUCUUUGUUUCUACGCAACAGUCCCAACUAACAUACCAACUUCUCUCAGUUCGGACCAGAUCAUCCCAAUUUCGACGCACAAAGCUCAGGUCUGACAAACUGAAAGAAAGGAAUACCUUUAUUUUCAGCUUGCCCACUUCAAAGGACCGAAAAAUUGCGAUUCUAUAAAAACAUAUCCGGCCUUGCCCCCCCUUUCGCGACAGCUCGAUUUUCUUCGGUCAUUUCAGCUUAAUAGAUCAGACCCCGACGACUUCACCCUCUCACGUAACUCGAUUCAUUUUUUAAGACGUUGAUUGAGUGCUGUCGCAUUCAAAAAUUUAUUGGUGUUUUACUCCGCUGCGUGGAUCGUGCACGAUUAAUAAUUGACGAGCCGAAAUUACCUACGAGAUUACCUAUAUAGACGCCUCUUAUUGCCCUUAUAGGGUUAUAAUAUACCCCAUCGAGACCAUUGAGGCGUUAGGAUAUUUAGGUCCUCGACUUCUAUUUUGUUCUUCAUUCUGAACUCAACUUCCACCAUCCACUUCUUCGUCGGCAUAACAAGAUGUCGCGAACAGCCGCCCCCAAUCCAGCCGGAUCCCGAAAGAUUUCUUUCAACGUUAGUGAGCAGUACGAUAUUCAAGAUGUCGUCGGCGAGGGUGCCUACGGUGUCGUCUGCUCGGCGAUACACAAGCCAUCUGGCCAAAAGGUCGCCAUCAAGAAGAUCACCCCCUUUGAUCACUCCAUGUUCUGCCUGCGAACUCUUCGAGAGAUGAAGCUUCUCAGAUACUUCAACCACGAGAACAUCAUCUCCAUUCUUGAUAUCCAGAAGCCGCGUAAUUACGAGACCUUUAAUGAAGUCUACUUAAUUCAGGAACUGAUGGAGACGGAUAUGCACAGAGUCAUCCGCACUCAGGACUUGUCAGAUGAUCAUUGUCAAUACUUCAUCUACCAGACGCUUCGAGCGUUGAAGGCCAUGCACUCGGCAAACGUCCUUCACCGAGAUCUGAAGCCCAGUAAUCUUUUGCUGAACGCUAACUGCGACUUGAAAGUUUGUGACUUUGGUCUCGCUCGAUCUGCCGCGUCUCAAGAGGAUAAUUCGGGCUUCAUGACCGAAUACGUCGCUACCCGUUGGUACCGUGCUCCUGAGAUCAUGUUAACCUUCAAGGAGUACACCAAGGCCAUUGACGUCUGGUCUGUUGGUUGCAUUCUUGCCGAGAUGCUGAGUGGCAAGCCGCUGUUCCCUGGAAAGGACUACCACCAUCAAUUGACCCUGAUCCUGGAUGUUCUGGGUACCCCGACCAUGGAGGACUACUACGGAAUCAAGUCUCGCCGCGCUCGCGAGUACAUCCGUUCUCUCCCCUUCAAGAAGAAGGUUCCUUUCCGAACGCUCUUCCCCAAGACUUCCGACCUCGCACUAGACCUGCUAGAGAAGCUACUUGCCUUCAACCCCGUGAAGCGUAUUACUGUGGAGGAGGCCUUGAAGCACCCGUAUCUCGAACCCUACCACGACCCCGAGGACGAGCCAACUGCGCCCCCGAUUCCGGAGGAGUUCUUCGACUUUGACAAGCACAAGGAUAACUUGAGCAAAGAGCAGUUGAAGCAACUUAUCUAUCAAGAGAUCAUGCGGUAGAAACGGAAUGCUCACGAGACAUCGGGCAUGGGCUCCCAAAUACUCAACCUUGGUUCAUAUCUCAUGGAGAGUCUUAAGCUACGAGGCCGCAUCUAAAAUACAACAAAAGACGGACGGACAACAUGAGGAAGGCUGGGUAAAUAGGUGGUAUGAAAGGGGGGAGCUAAGCUGAUGUGGGGGGUUUGGCAUAGCAAAGUGAAAUUUCAGGCGUUGAUCAACAAAGCAAGCAUAAGCCUUGGAGUCAGU